Molecule: messenger RNA, 2442 nt
Organism: Exophiala dermatitidis NIH/UT8656
Lineage: Eukaryota; Fungi; Ascomycota; Eurotiomycetes; Chaetothyriales; Herpotrichiellaceae
Product: metalloreductase transmembrane component
Exons: 1
Coding region: 1-2442 (813 amino acids)
Biological process (GO): intracellular iron ion homeostasis; copper ion import; iron ion transport
Cellular component (GO): plasma membrane
Molecular function (GO): ferric-chelate reductase activity
Source: RefSeq, a predicted model, not a curated record
AUGCACCUCUCAUCGAACGAGGCACUGGCUCGUCUGGCUGGAAGAAGUGAGGAAACAUGGUCAAUCCUGGAGAAAUCAAUGGAGGAGUUGGUGAAGAGAGUGAACAUCCCAAUCAACAGUACGACGCCUCCGGCACUUCAAGAUGCGAUUCGGCAUGACCCAUUCCAAUCCGCUGGAAAAUAUGGCCUCUUGUUUGUCUAUGUGGGCAUCAUUCUAGUGGUUAUAUCCACCUUGAUGCGCAUGUAUUAUUACUGGGGCGACAAGAUCCGCACGGCGCUUUACAAAGAAGAAUUCAUCAAUUCGGCCUCCGCUUCAAGCCCGCCGGCAUUCUCUCCUCACUUUGGAUAUGCCGGAUAUCCUGGUUAUGCUGAGAACGAGUUGCCUAGCGCAAUGAGUGCGAACACCGAAGGCUCGACAAGACAUUUCUUCCCGACGAAAGGUCCACUGACAACGGAGAAACCAAACCAGCAGGCAGCGGUGUCAGCCAUUGCACCGCUCAACAACACCAUCGCCUUGUUCAGAUGGAUCUUCUACCGGCCCAUGCCAGCUCUUCGCUUGGGACGAUAUACUUUCACCUUCCCCGCCCUGGGAGUGCUGGUUAUCAUGACCAUAUGUCUAGCGGCCGCGUUACUCUACUGCUUCCUGCCUAAACCGCUCUUCUACUCAUCCAUGGCUUAUGGAUCCCCUCCUCUCGCAGUCCGAGCUGGCAUGAUGUCUGUCUCGCUGCUACCCUGGGUUGUGGUUCUGGCUACCAAAGCAAAUCCCAUCUCGAUGUUGACCGGGAUUGGACACGAGCGACUGAUCGUUCUUCACCGAUGGACGGCAUAUUUGUGCACCGCGCUUGCUAUCAUCCAUGCUGUUCCAUACUGGUAUCAGUCGGUGUCGGACCCUGAAGGCUAUGCGACGUUUAAACUCUAUUUCCACCAGCGUUACUAUAUCUUUACCACCGGUAUUGCAGCGAUCGUGCCCUUGUUGUUCCUUACACUCCAUUCACUUCCCAUCCUUAGGGCCAAGCUGUAUGAACUGUUUGUCAUACUCCACAUCCCCGUCGCUUGGGCUUUUAUUGGUCUCAUGUUCUGGCAUUGUCACAACUAUCUAACCUCCUGGGUAUAUCUUUACUCGACUGUGGUCAUCAUGGCAGUUUCACUUUUUGCUCGUCUCUUUUUCUUGAACUGGAUGAAUCCCUUGCGAUCCUCCUGGCUGAUUGGCGAAGAGUCCGCCGUGACCAUCUUGCCAGAAAACGCCGUCAAAGUCACCAUCCCGACGCAGAAGAGAUGGCGUCCGGGCCAGUAUGUGUAUCUGAGGAUGCCUGGUAUUUCGGUACUGGAGAACCAUCCAUUCACGAUUGCCUCUUUGUGCAGUGAGGACUUCCCUUCAGAAUACGGCGAGCAAUACCGAGACAUGACCUUGGUGUUCAGACCCUUUGGCGGAUUUACCCGCAAGGUGCGCGACACGUCGAUCAAGAAAGGCCCUUACAAGACAUACCGAGCAUUUGUCGAAGGGCCGUACGGAGGCAUGCAACGUCAGAUAGCAUCGUUCGAUCAAGUUGUCUUUUUCGCGGGAGGCAGCGGCAUCACUGCCAUUGCUAGUCAACUGCUUGACCUCAUCAAGCGCAUGCGUGAUGGAAAAGCCACCACUUCCAAGGUUCACGUCAUCUGGGCUAUGAAGCGCCCAGACAUCAUGGAUUGGUUCAAGGAAGAACUACGGAUAUGCAGAGAAUGCGCUCCCCCUGGGUCAGUGCAGUGCCACUUCUUCAUUACCGCAUCGAGACGGCCAACAGCCCCUAUACCGCUCGAAGGCGGAACGAAAGAACACCGCCUCAGCGGCCUUCGCGACAAAAUCAGUGGGGCCAUCCAUGACGUGGCCGCUUCGAGUAACCGCAACUCGAGGCUUGUUGCGGAACAAGACGCACGGGCAGACCUCGAACUCAAACGUGAAGUCGAAGACAACAUCACCGCCCUGCCACAAGCGUACCUGGCACCUCCUCGCCAUGCUCAGCCUCUACAGGACAAUGGUGCAGGCGCAGGCCCAUCAAAUCAGAGUCAGAGUCAGACUCAAACUUACUACCCGCCUCCACCGCCCAAAGACCAUCGCAUGUCGACGCUAUCCCAAGCCCAAGUCGAUGCCACGCGCGCCUUCGACUUUGGAUUUCCGCAAACGCCGACCAAGUUCCAGAAGAACCUGAUGCGAUUUGCCUUUCUCCCCACCAAUGCCACCGCCCAACGUCGGGAUGGAUGGCGGACGGAAUACGGUCGGCCGGACAUUCCAUACAUGCUGAAAGGCCUGAGCAAGGAAUUUGGCCGUCGAACUUGUGUCUAUGUCUGCGGACCGCCGGAGAUGAGGACCGACGUGGCCAAUACGGUGGCACGGCUGCAGAGCGACGUGUGGCGGGAUAGUGGGAAGGAUGAAAUCUUUCUGCAUGCCGAGAAUUAUGCCAUUUGA